UAAGCUUAAAACUGGUAUCGAGCCAUCAUUUAUGUAGGCAAGUACCAAUUGAGUAAAAUUAUCGGUGUGAUAUAUUAUUUUUUACAGUUUCUUAAGUCAUUCAAGAAUCAUAACAAUAUUUAUUGACUGGAAUAGUUAAUUAAUAAAAAUAAUGUCUCAAGGAAAAAAAUACGAAGUCCUAUAAGUGAAAAUAUGCUCGGUCAUGUAAACGGUUAAGAUUUAUCUAAUAUUUAUCGCAUAUUAUAAGAGUAUCAAUGUCUCAAAGAAAAUUUUUCAAAUAUAAUACUUAUUUUUAAAAGCCAAAAUAUCCUUGGUUAUGUAAAAAUGUUAGAUUUAUCUAAUAAAUAUUGAUCAUUUAUUACAGUAACAUUAAGUUAAGGACUGUCGUUUUACCGAUUUCCACGUACUGAAAAGGAGAUGUUAAAAUAAAUUUUACCGUAUGUAUAAAGCGAGUGUGCGACUUAUCAUGCCAGUUAUAAUGAUGUGUUUCUCGCGAAUCCAUCAGUCUGUUAGCAGCAGCCGACCACAGUAACGUUUGUCAGCUUAAAUAAAAAUGGCGGCCGAUAAAGUGUUUCACCCCCGUUCGGAGGGUAUACCCUCGGAAGGCGUGAACGACCAAUACGCUGACGGCGUAGCCGCGAGGGUAUGGAAGAAAUUCAUCGGUGACCUCAACCAGCGCACACAAAACUACAAGGACUUCCUCAUUGGUCUGCUGAAGCAACAUGGCUGUAAGAAGGUGCUGGACAUCGCCUGCGGUACUGGAGUGGACUCCAUGAUGCUGGUCGAUGAAGGGUUCGAGGUGGUAUCCGUGGACGCGUCUGACAAGAUGUUGAAGUACGCGCUGAAAGCCCGUUGGGAGAAAAGGAAAAAUCCCAAAUACGACAAUUGGAUAAUAGAGGAAGCGAACUGGGAGACCCUCCCCCGGGACGUGGGUUCGUUCCUGCCGGGCGUGUUGUUCGACGCGGUGAUCUGCCUCGGCAACUCGUUCGCUCACCUGCUGGACGAGCACGGCGACCAGCGCGUGCAGCGGCACUGCCUCAGCAACUUCGAGCAGUGCCUCAAGCCCGGCGGCCUGCUCUUCAUCGACCACAGGAACUACGACCACAUGAUCGCUACCGGCAGCACACCCUCCAAAUCCAUUUAUUACAACUACCCGGUGAACUUCAAGACGUCAGUACUGGUGGUGAGUGGUAAGCCGGAGAUGGUCACCUUGGACUACUGCAUCGACGGCGACGAACAUAAUGAGAAGAGCGAGUUUCGCCUGUGCUACUAUCCACAUAGUCUGAAGAAGCUCACAAGCAUGUUGGACGAUGCGUUCGGUAAUAGAAGUAAACAUCACAUCUACGGUGACUUCAAGCCGCUUAGCGAAGUCUCUGAGCCCGCAUUCUACAUUCACGUCUUGGAAAAAGCAAAGUGAUGUUGCCUAUGAUCUACAUACAUACAAUGCAAGAAACAUGACACAAUUUAUUACCGCGUAUACAUGAUACCGCAAUAGUAUUUCUUCGCAUCUUGUUUUGUAUGCGAUAUUUAGAAUGUUUUUUUUACAAUGUAAAUUCUCUGUUACAUUGAGGUUACAAUAACGAGAUCUGAAUCCAGCCCUGCACCGCGAAAUCAUGGACAUUCCCGACACUUUUAUCGUAAAAUAGUUAUUUAAAAAAAUUGUAUAAUUGCAAUUUGUGAUUUUAAAAUAUUCAAAAAAAUUUACUGCAUUUUCAUUAUGGAUAAACUUACAUGAGAAUUUAUAUAAUUAUCCAAUACUUUCACUUUGUUAUUCUAUAUAGUUAAUUGUCCUAUCCUAGUCAAAUAAGAAUUGUUAUUUUGUUACUAAAUAAAAAUUACAUGAAAAAAAAAACAGAAUUUUUAUUUUAUCAUAAGAACCUUUGAGCAUUAACAAAUUCACCAUUUAGUUGUACAAGUUUCUGUAAUUGAUAUUGAGAUUACAAAUAACCAAAGUUUCGAUUUGACUUAAGAAAAUCUUUGUUUGGGAAAUAAAUAGAGGACCUACACCCUUGCUAAUACAGCUGAAUAAUCCAUCACCUACCAAGAAAUUUAAAAAAUGUUAAAUUUUAGGGUUUGUAAUUCUGAAUUUAGAUAUUAAGUAAAAUUUUAUAAAUAUAUGUGGUGGCUGUGACUGAAUUCUGAUAAACAUGUUUACUAGAUUUUUAAUUACAGCUUAUUUGAACUUCAUUUCUUUAAACAAAACCAGUUGAAAGUUAGAAGUCAAUGAAAAUUGACAGAUUUGAGCAGUCAUCUGCACUGCAAUAGGUCAUGGGUUUGAGGGCAUCUUAGAGUUCCAGGGCCAAAGUGGAUUUUUUAUCAUUUUUCAUUAAGAAUAGAUUAUUGUAAUCAAAUUUCAUAAAAAAUAUACUACAAAUAUGAGUGACAUCAAUAUAACACAGUAAUAUUAAAACAGGUUUGUAUAAAAUGGAAUAAUUUAUUUUAAAAAGAAAAAAUAAAAUGAAAAUUCAGAGAUAAUUAACUUAGAUACAGGCUUAUCUAUAGGCUAUAGUUAAACUAGAUACAAACUAGAGAUUUAUGAUCCGACAAUGAUGUUAUUGAUGGGGAUGUGUAUUAGCUUCACAAAGAAUCCAAUGAAACCCAUGAUGCAGAAACCAAUAGCCGUAGCAAUCGCAAUCUUCUGGACUUUUCUGUUGGGUUUAGUGCAUCUUCUGACUAAUCUGAUGGAAUCCUUUGCGAACUGCUUACCAGGCUCGACAAACUUCGCAAUUUGAUCCAUUUUCUGUAAGCGAACAAUAAAAAAUCAGGCCAAUUUUAGAGGAUCUGUUGAUUUAAUCAAAUAAUGGUUAUCAUUAAUAGCGUCACGCUUACAAUUUAAAAUUAUUGCCAACGAAACACUGUGCAAAUGAGAAUAAAAUAUGUGUUUGCCUAUCGAAAUCGUAGCAGAUCCAAUCGAAAAAGUAAAAAUGAUUUGACAGGUAUGGGAACGUCAUUCAGCCACGUCUUGAA
Diatraea saccharalis (sugarcane borer) is the source of this 2967-nucleotide messenger RNA. Lineage: Eukaryota; Metazoa; Arthropoda; Insecta; Lepidoptera; Crambidae. The record is from the annotation of a GenBank genome assembly.